AUGCUUGGUGGUGAUGUUGUUUUAAGCAUUAUUGAAAAUAAAUCUGAUCUUGAAGAAGAUCGUCAAGUAUCCAUGAAAACAGCCAAAGAGUAUGCUCAAUUGGUUAAUACCAAACUGUUGCAUACAUCAGCUAAAUUAAAUGAAGACAGUGAAGAAAUUUUUAAUGAUUUAGUUGCUUGUAAGUUUGUUUUCAAAAGAUAUAAUACUAAGAAAGGUACCAUCAACUUUAAAUAAUUUGAGAAUUCAACUGAGUGGAGUUCAAUUUCGAACUUGACAGGAGUAGCUUUCUUAUGAAACUCAGUAGAUGCAACUCACGUCGGUUUCUUAUUUAAAAAAGUUUACAAUAAAUUCAACGAGUUAGUCGAAGAAAACAUAGAAAAUCCUGGAUGUGGAUGUGGGUGUCGCACACGGAUGUAGCCAUGGUAUAACAGGGUACCCCCUUGAAAAAAAAUGUGUGGAGGAGAGUACAGGGUGCAAAAAUUGUCCACAUAAUCAAGGCUUUUCUCUCUUGGGUAGCAACUCCCUUAAAACUUUCUAGAUAUCUUCCUUUUAGCGCAUCAAUACUGAAAACACACAAAGACAGUCACACCAACAUCCUCAUGGCGUAUGUAUCACGAUAUUCCCAAGUACAACAUUUGUGCAAUCAACAUUUGGAGACAAAACCGUAAACGGGAAAGAACAUAUUUAUUUCCUCAAUAAUUUAUCAAUAUAAGAGAUCUAUUUGGUUGAUGUCAUCAAGUUUAUCUUCGUGGUUUAUGGCUGUCAAUCAUUUAUGUUUGUUAACCUUUGGGGAACAAAUAAGAAUCCUCAUGAGAAUGUUUUGUUUAUUUGAUUUCAUGAGUUUGUUGUAUUAUUUUCAAGAAAUUUCGACGUUCUUCUAAGAAAAACAAGCAGUGACUCAAUGUUGAAAAAAAGAAUGAAACAAAAAGAUUUGAACGUAAUGCUAAUGUGAAUUUAAUACUUUAGUCUGCACGGGAACCGUUAUAUUCAUUUAUUCUUGGCUAUUAAUUGUUAUAACAAAUAAGGGUAUAUCAAGUAAAGAAGCAAAUCAAGAGAAUAAAAACAAAGGCACCUUGGAACAUGAAAGUAUGUUUUGGUAUUAUAGAUGAAAAAAAUAUUUUCUAUCAUUUUUCAAACGGAAUGCAGUCACUCCCUCUAGCAUCCUAGUUUGGAUCGUUCUCGUCGCUUUGAUCCAAUGUAAAAUAAAAAAAAAGGAAGAAUAGAAAUGUGCUUAAAUGUUUAACAAAUAUACCUCUGCGACGGGAACAUCAAAUUCAUUAGCAGUACCACCAAUCUCAACUGAUGGUUCAUUAUCCUUUUCAUUGAUUGACGAAGUUCCUUUGAUGAAGUAGUUUUGAACAUCAUAAUUGUGUGGAUAAAAGUGGUCAACACCAUCACGAACACUACGAUAGCUAAAACAUAUAGAGAUCCUAAUUCAAUUUGAUCGAUUACAUAGCAAAAUUUACCAUGCUUUGUCCCAGUUACGGCUUCUCACGAUUAUUCGUCAAAUCUUGAUCACUUUCACUGUCAUCUAUCAUCGACAAUCAUCUUCGCCCUCGAAGAAAGGGAAUCGAAAGUGACCGAGGAAGGAGAACUGAAGGCGAUCGCGAUCAUCAUACGAUGUGUCUUUUCUCCACUACAUGACCAGCCUCACCGUUAUCCAUGUGUGCAGUCCAUUGAAGUUGUGGAACGUAAUCAAUGCAUAGAAAAUGUUAA
Messenger RNA from Rotaria sp. Silwood2, 1716 nucleotides. Lineage: Eukaryota; Metazoa; Rotifera; Eurotatoria; Philodinida; Philodinidae. The record is from the annotation of a GenBank genome assembly.